Molecule: messenger RNA, 1450 nt
Organism: Gossypium raimondii (Peruvian cotton)
Lineage: Eukaryota; Viridiplantae; Streptophyta; Magnoliopsida; Malvales; Malvaceae
Exons: 7
Coding region: 399-1148 (249 amino acids)
Molecular function (GO): nucleic acid binding
Source: RefSeq, a predicted model, not a curated record
CAUAUCAUAUCUUCUUUUUUCCUCGGUGGUUUCCUCCACUUCUCACACGUGCCAUUUGCUUAAACUGAUACGUGUCUUCCCAGGAUUCUGUCAAUUUCCCAGCUACAUCAAAUUCUACAUUGGUUUUUGAACCCAUCCUUCAAAGCUUUUCAUCACCGAAUUGGGCAAAUCUCGUACACAAAGCAUAGCCGAAGCAGCUGAUUUUAACAUUCAAGCUUUCCUCACGUUUCCAUUAGAUCAGUGUUCGGAGGUAGUCUGAAAGGGCUUUUUAAGGAUAAGGCUGCGUUUGGGUUCGAUUUUUUUAUUCCUUCCAAAAAGAACGUCCCGGAAACACCCAUCAAUUACAGAUCUAGUCAUCUCCAAAAACCAUUCAAUCCCCGAUCAAACUAUCAACAGUCAUGGCCACUCCUGGGGUUCUUCAAAGAGAAACCGACCUUCUCUUAUCUUCUCCCUUGAUUGAGCUUCGUAAAGGAGAAAAUGGAAAAUCUCGUGGGCUCUCGAUUGAGAAGAAGAUUGAGCUUCUCGAGAGCUUGACUGGAAAAGUUACAAACCGACGUUCUAGAAGAUGGUUAAAUGAUAGAUUGUUGAUGGAACUUGUUCCUCGCUUGAAUGCAGAAGAAGUAAGAGGCCUUUUUGCUCCACCACCAUGGGGUGAUGAUGUGCCGCCAUCAGCAUUUUGCAUGACGAAUGUGGGAGAAUGGGACAAAUUUAGGACUAUAGAUAUGGAUAAAGAGGCUAAUAUUAUUGGCGCCUUAAAUAAUUCAUCUAUGAAGAAGAAAUUUCAUGCUGACGCUGAUAAGGCAGCUUUCUUGAGUGCAUGGCUAAGAGUUGAUUGCCGAACAAGAGAAGCACUUCGCCGUAGCUUUCUUUCAGAUCUUAUUGCGAGCUAUGAGGACUGUAUACGGACCUUCAUCCAGGAACGUGGACAUGGGGAUGUCCUUGCUUUACAGGUCCAAGAUCCUUUCCAUAGAUUGUUGCUGCAUGGUGUCUGUGAGUUCUACAACGUGGUCUCGGUAACAGUUACACAGUCAAAGGGUGCGGAGUCACUGAAGGUGACGAGGAUAAAGAAGAAGAAGACAGGGGUGGUUGAGCUCCCUAAUAUCACCUUGUCCAAUUUCCUGAAAAUGUCAAAGGAGGGCAUUUGGUAGUUCUAGGGCAGAAAUUGCCCCCCAAUUCAUGUUCAUAAAUAAGAUAAGUUUGUGCACAAUGCUGCGCUCGAUGGAGUAAUUUAUUUGCGUUUAGUCAUCAUCUGUAUUGUAGCUUUGUGAAGCGAAGGUGCCUGGAUUUAAUUUAUAAUUUCUUCCCAGUCAACAGAACAGGUUGAUUGCUGGUUUAGGGUUUAGUUAAAGAACAUGAUGAUUCCAAGCUGUUGUAUGAUAUGAUGGAUCAAAAACUAUAUUUAUAUGUUUACUGUUUAUUCCAGGCCUAUGUGGCCAUGUCAAUUAUAACA